This is a messenger RNA of Protopolystoma xenopodis, 1224 nucleotides long. NCBI's taxonomy places the organism in Eukaryota, Metazoa, Platyhelminthes, Monogenea, Polystomatidea, Polystomatidae. The record is from the annotation of a GenBank genome assembly.
AUUGACCGUCUCUUCCGGGAAGAUCUGGAUGAAUAUGAGGACGCGUUUACCGACAAUACAGGUCUAGAUGAACAGGACCCAGACUCUUUGGUACCAUACUCCACUCCUCAUUCUGAGCUCGAUUUAACAAAAGAAAAUCUCCCACAGCCAGCCAGCUCGGCUACGUCGACGAGUGAGAGUUGGAGGGAAACAUAUACUCUCAGCCCCAAAGAGGAAGAUCAUACCGUCGUACCAGACAUUCCUGAUAAGCAUGCGGAAACUGAAAGACAAACGAGUGAAACCAAUCUACUCGUUGACACAGACCAAGAACAUGACAUCUUCGAGUCAAAAGGUAAAGGGGAAAAGACGGCUGAAGAUCUGAUCAUUCCAGAGAGCGAAAACACGUCCACUGAGGCAGUUGUACCACUGACAGUGAGCGAAACAAGUGGAUACUAUGAUAACACGCCAUUUGUUAGAGUUGUCGACGAACCGACUGUGAUGCCAAGAGAAAAGGAUCAGACUACAUCCACCCCUCGCGAAUCAGCUAACUCGGAUCUGGACUCCCAGCGUGCCCAAACUACGAGGCCUCAGACUUUAGACACGGAGGCUGGCUUGGUGAGUGAACGAGAUGCAAUGCCUAUUGGGGUCACUAGCAGCAGCAGUCCCCCCAGUACCACUACAGUAGUAGCAAAUCAUUCGGCUUUCGAGAUCUGGCCAAAAGUGACUGGUCCCGGAGAGCUGGAGCCCUGUCUGCCGGGAGCGUUCGAGUCUUCUGUGACGAGUCCUUGCCGGAUGUACACGCAAGUGCCGAUUGAUCCUGAGUUGCUGCGUAGAAUGGACCAACAAGCUGAGGAGACAGCUCGUCGACAGCGCGAAGAGGUAGCUAUCACAAGUCCUGUACAACCGCACGAACCACCGCGGUCUGUCCUUCGUUCGGUCACGCACUGGCUGCACGGCAACCAGACUACAAGUCGCCAUGUGGCUUGCAGUCAGCUUCUGGAUCAUGGAAAAGGGCCAGAUGAGGUUUCUUCGUGGUACUUCGAUCGGGACAGCGGAAUAUGCCGUUGGUUCGGGUAUCGCGGUUACGGAGGCAAUUCGAACCGGUUUUACAGCCGUCUGGCCUGUGAAACACUAUGCAUUUUGGACAAUGAAGACAUGUGUCAGUGUCGGAAUCAAUGCUUUACUUUUUGCCGACAAUCAGUCGUCAUGGUUGCCAUUUACCAGGCCAUUGAGUGGGCGAUAUGA